Messenger RNA from Periophthalmus magnuspinnatus, 1608 nucleotides. RefSeq names its product RAD51 recombinase (gene rad51). Gene Ontology annotation, biological process: reciprocal meiotic recombination; mitotic recombination; double-strand break repair via homologous recombination. Gene Ontology annotation, molecular function: ATP-dependent DNA damage sensor activity; ATP binding; double-stranded DNA binding. The record is from RefSeq and is a predicted model, not a curated record. The transcript is spliced from 10 exons. NCBI's taxonomy places the organism in Eukaryota, Metazoa, Chordata, Actinopteri, Gobiiformes, Gobiidae. Bases 97 to 1116 code for a protein of 339 amino acids. Gene Ontology annotation, cellular component: condensed nuclear chromosome.
ACAGCCUGUGAUGACGUAUGACGCACUCCUCAGCAUUCUGCGCGGGAGCUUUGGAUCAGGUCUCAACAAGACCACAAGGUUCUAUUCUCGUGAGGUAUGGCUAUGAGGAGUGACGCCCGAGGGGAGGCAGAGGUGGUGGAAGAGGAGGAGAACUUUGGCCCACAGCCUCUCGUCAGACUGGAGCAAUGUGGGAUCAGUGCCAGUGACAUCAAGAAACUAGAGGAUGCAGGCUUCCACACCAUUGAGGCCGUUGCUUAUGCCCCAAAGAAAGAGCUGCUCAACAUCAAGGGCAUUAGCGAGGCCAAGGCUGACAAGAUUCUAACAGAAGCAGCUAAACUGGUGCCAAUGGGUUUUACCACAGCUACCGAGUUCCACCAGCGACGAGCAGAGAUCAUUCAGAUUUCCACUGGCUCCAAGGAGCUAGACAAGCUGCUACAAGGUGGCAUUGAGACUGGCUCCAUCACUGAGAUGUUUGGGGAGUUUCGCACAGGCAAAACUCAGCUUUGUCACACUCUUGCUGUAACAUGUCAGCUACCUAUUGACCAAGGCGGAGGAGAAGGUAAGGCCAUGUACAUCGACACUGAGGGUACCUUCAGACCAGAGAGGCUGCUUGCAGUUGCUGAGAGGUAUGGCCUGGUUGGCAGUGACGUUUUAGAUAAUGUGGCAUAUGCCCGAGCCUUUAACACGGACCACCAGACACAGCUGCUGUAUCAGGCCUCUGCUAUGAUGGCAGAGUCAAGAUAUGCCCUGCUGAUUGUGGACAGCGCCACUGCUCUGUAUAGAACUGAUUACUCUGGCCGUGGUGAGCUGUCGGCGAGACAGGGGCAUUUGGGUCGCUUUUUGCGCAUGCUGUUACGUUUAGCAGAUGAGUUUGGUGUUGCAGUGGUCAUAACCAAUCAGGUGGUUGCCCAAGUGGACGGUGCUGCCAUGUUCUCUGCAGAUCCCAAAAAACCCAUUGGUGGAAAUAUUCUGGCUCAUGCCUCCACCACUCGCCUUUAUUUAAGGAAAGGACGUGGAGAGACCCGGAUUUGUAAAAUCUACGACUCCCCUUGUCUACCAGAGGCUGAAGCGAUGUUCGCCAUUAAUGCAGAUGGAGUGGGAGACGCUAAGGAUUAAAAGUAAACCGAGAUAUUCUCUCUUGGCCCAUUCUGUGACUAGUAUGCGAUGAAUGCACAGUGGAGAUGCUGAGAGCAUCUGUCUUAAACAACAGCCACAAGUGCUGUCUGUGCUGUCCAUUAAUUUACACCUUUAAUUUGUAACUGUUUCUGGUGUCGAUAUGUGUUUGUGUGAAGUCUAUAUAUUAGAAUUUGAACAUAAUGUAUCAUUGCAUAUAAUAUCCAUAAUCUAGCUAAAGAAUUAAUUUUCCUUUUAACAAUUUUCCAUUCAAAUUGUCUCGAGUAUCUAGACUCGCUGUCAUCUUGCAGUAGCAGAUGUGAAAAAUGUCUCCAGACUUGAUCUCAUAGUUUAUUUCUCUGUACAGUAUGUUAUAAAUUACAUGUUUUAUCAAUACAACAAUCUUGUUAGUAUGCUUUUAUUUAUGCAAGGAGAGUGAUUUUGACUGGUCAGUGCAGAAUUGGCUCACAAUAAAGCAAGAUUUACACAAAAGGU